Messenger RNA from Durio zibethinus, 1257 nucleotides. Its product is annotated as oxygen-evolving enhancer protein 2, chloroplastic-like. The record is from RefSeq and is a predicted model, not a curated record. Lineage: Eukaryota; Viridiplantae; Streptophyta; Magnoliopsida; Malvales; Malvaceae. Gene Ontology annotation, biological process: photosynthesis. Gene Ontology annotation, cellular component: extrinsic component of membrane; photosystem II oxygen evolving complex; photosystem II. Gene Ontology annotation, molecular function: calcium ion binding.
AGAAAUCCAACAUGGACCUAGCAAAAGAGUGACUCAGGAAACCAGAUGGCACUAAUAAGAGCCUCAAGAACCUUAUCCCAAAAUCCAUAAUCCAAUCCUCCUCUAUCCAAUAUCUCAGCGCAAACCAAUUCCCUUCACAUAUCAACAAACUAAAACUUCCCACACCCAUUUAUCUGUUAGUUUUAUACUCUUGAACGAAAACACAGCUAAAGAGGAGUUCUCUGAAGUGUAAAACUAGGAAAAUAGUAGAGAGUGAAGAGCAGCUAGGAUGGCCUCCACUGCAUGCUUCUUGCACCACCAUGCACCCAUCACCGCAAGCAGAUCAUCAUCAUCAUCGCAGCGCCAAGUUGCAAACAUCAAGCCAAACCAGCUAGUUUGCAGGGCUCAGAAGCAGGCGGUACAAGAGGAUGAUCGAAGCCUUGUCUCCCGUAGGUUGGCUCUCACUGUGCUCAUUGGUGCUGCAGCUGUUGGCUCUAAGGUUUCUCCUGCUGAUGCAGCCUACGGUGAAGCUGCAAAUGUAUUUGGUAAGCCAAAAACAAACACAGACUUCUUACCAUACAAUGGGGAUGGGUUCAAGCUGUCAAUACCAUCAAAAUGGAGCCCAAGCAAGGAGGUUGAGUUCCCAGGUCAAGUCCUCAGAUACGAGGACAACUUCGACUCAAACACCAAUGUUGCCGUCAUGGUCACUCCAACUGACAAGAAGUCCAUAACUGACUUCGGUUCCCCUGAAGAAUUCCUCUUAAAGGUGGACUAUCUGCUUGGAAAACAAGUAUACGCUGGCGUAACUGAUGCUGAGGGUGGGUUUGACUCCAAUGCAGUGGCAACCGCAAACAUAUUGGAGAGUUCAACUCCGGUGGUUGGUGGGAAACAGUACUACUACUUGUCAGUGUUGACAAGAACUGCUGAUGGAGAUGAAGGUGGCAAGCACCAACUCAUUAUAGCCUCUGUAAAAGAUGGUAAGCUUUACAUUUGCAAGGCACAAGCUGGAGACAAGAGGUGGUUUAAGGGAGCUAGAAAGUUUGUAGAGAGCACUGCAAAUUCCUUCGGUGUUGCUUAAAAACUUAAUGAAUUGGAGAGAUUUCAUGUAAAUCUUCUGAGAAGUUAGGAUGUUAGAUUUGAGUUUGUCUAUCAUGAAUCAUCAACUCCCCUCCAAUGCUUCUCUUUUCUUUUUGGUCCUUUCGAGGAAACUUGUGGAUAUCUAAAUAAUUAAGGAGCAACCCUUCUGCCAUAUUACUCCUUUUAUCUCUUUAUAUCUCU